Cyanistes caeruleus (blue tit) is the source of this 1895-nucleotide messenger RNA. RefSeq names its product olfactory receptor 5J3-like. Gene Ontology annotation, molecular function: G protein-coupled receptor activity; olfactory receptor activity. The record is from RefSeq and is a predicted model, not a curated record. Lineage: Eukaryota; Metazoa; Chordata; Aves; Passeriformes; Paridae. Gene Ontology annotation, cellular component: membrane. Gene Ontology annotation, biological process: G protein-coupled receptor signaling pathway.
UUUCAGGUUGUGCAGGAUAAUUUCAAAGUCCCAGACUGAACACACACAGGGGGAUUAAACGCAGCACCAAGAUUUUGUAGGAUUGUCUCCAAGCAGAUCCCACUGCAAAAAGGGUUUUCCAGCUGGAAGAAACCUCCAGCAAGGAGUUCACACAGACAACACUCUUUGAAGGAAUGCUGGGAAGCAAUUGCACCCAAGCAACUGAGUUCAGCUUGGUGGGAUUCACCGAGAACCCAGCAACUCAGGUCACCCUCUUCCUGCUGUUCCUGCUCACCUACCUUGUCACCAUCCUGGGGAACUUGGGGAUGAUCACCUUGAUCAGAGCCAGCCCCCUGCUCCAUUCCCCCAUGUAUUAUUUCCUGGGCAACCUGGCUUUUGUGAACCUCUGCUCUUCUACCAUCAUCACCCCCAGGAUGUUGUUUGGGGUUUUUUUGGGGAAGAAGAGAAUGGCCUAUGCUGGGUGCCUGGCUCAGGUGUUCACUUCUACCCUGUUUCUGGUCACUGAGUGCUUCCUACUGGCUGUGAUGGCCUAUGACCGAUACGUGGCCAUUUGCCAACCCCUGCUCUACCCCCUUGUCAUGUCCCCAGAGCGCUGCUCCCAGCUGGUGACCUGGUCCUACCUCCUGGGGCUGACCAAUGGCAUAGGACAAACUAUCGGCAUGUCCAGCUUGUUCUUCUGCGGCUCCAGCACCAUCAAUCUGUUCUUCUGUGACAUUUCCCUGCUGAUCUUGCUCUCCACGUCCGACACCACCCUCAGCCUCGCCAUCCUGAGGACUGCUUCAUCUUUGCUUGGUGUUCCCAGCAUCCUGGUGGUCCUGGCAUCCUAUGUGGCCAUCAUCCCCACCAUCCUGAGCAUCAGCUCAGCUGAGGGCAAGCACAAAGCCUUCUCCACCUGUGCCUCCCACCUCACCAUUGUCAGCAUCUUCUAUGGGGCGUUGAUUUUCAUGUACUUAAUCCCCAGGUCAGAUACCUCCAGGGGAGGAGAAAAAUGGGUUGCUGUGCUCUACACUGUGGUGACCCCCAUGCUGAACCCCUGGAUCUACAGCCUGAGGAACAAAGAGGUGAAGGAGGCUUGGAGGAGACUCAGGAAAACAAAACGAUCUUGGAUUUUGACUUUGUUUAACUUUGUUAAAGCAAAGUUUUAACUUUGUGGCCAGUCACAAUGGAGAUGUGGGUGCUACCCUGGGAAUUUUGUGAAAUAUGUCAGAGGGACAUUUUUGGCACACUCUGCACUUUGAUUUAGAUGAUGUGCUGGCUGAUUUAAUAUCAGCUGAAAAUAGUAAUUUCACUCCAAUUUUGAUGUUUGGAUGAGGCGUGGAGCAACCUGGUCUAGUGGAAGGUGCCCUUGCCCACAGCAGGAGUUGGAACUGAAUCAGCCUUGAGGGUCCUUCCAACCCAAACCAUUCCAGAAUUCUGAGAUAUAUUUGGUCUUAAUGUUUUGGUGCACAAGCAUUGCAUAUGUGAAAAAACCCCAAAACCUCCAAUCAGAGCAUUAUCUCAUCCUGUCUCAGGUCCGUGGUAAAAUCCAGAAUGAUGGAACUCUCCUAGAGACAUGGAAUAACUUGGGAUGGAAGAGAAGCUGCUCAGUUGGGUUGGAUCAAGGUAGUUUGCUGAUUUAUUGAUGACACACAACUCACAGGCACUUAGGAUCAAUGAGCUGAGUCCUUUGUUCCCUUUGUUCCUUUAUUAUUAGUAGAUGUUUAGAAUAGAGACUCAACAAGGUAGAGGCCUUGUCAAGCCUCUAAAGGGGGGAAUGAUGCCUUAAGUUUUAGCUUUCAUAUUUUUCAGAUUCUGUACUGCGUAAGUAUAUAACUCAGAACUUCAUAUAAAGUGUUAGCAACUUCUCCUCACAGUUCAGUUAGACAAAACAAUCCUUUUCCAGCCCAAGAACCAAG